AUGACUAUUGAUCAGGCGCUGGCGGCGCAUCCCAAGGAUGCAUUGAUCCCUACUGAUAACCAUCAACGGCCAACAGAGCAAGCGCCCGAGAGUGAUGCUGAGACCACAGUCCAGUCAACAGCCGUCCAGAAGAGUGAAGCAUGGCAGAGGGCAAUAGAGACUGUGGUCGAGAGUGUUGUCUCUAUCCGCUUCUGCCAUCCGUAUUCGUUCGAUACCAACCUUUCCGCAUCAAGCGAGGCAACUGGAUGGCUGGGUUUGCUGCUAACUCAACAAAGAAUUGUUCUCACAAAUCGACAUGUCGUUGGAACUGGGCCGUGGACAGGAUACAUUCUCUUCAACAACCAAGAAGAGGUCGACGCAUUCCCAAUCUACCGUGAUCCCGUGCACGACUUUGGUUUCCUGAAGUUCGACCCCUCAGCUGUCAAGCAUAUGAAGCUGGCAGCUAUCAAACUUCGGCCCGAUCUUGCCAAAGUCGGUGUGGAAAUCAAAGUCAUUGGAAACGAUGGAGGUGAAAAACUUGGUAUUCUGUCAGGUUUCAUCAGCCGCCUUGACCGGAAUGCUCCGCUGUACAAGGGGUACAUGGACUUCAAUACCUGCUACUACCAAGCAAACGCCUCUGCUGCUGGAGGCAGCUCAGGAAGCCCAGUUGUCAACGUAGAUGGCUAUGGAAUCGCUCUCCAGGCUGGUGGUCGAAGUGAUGGUGCCUCCACCGACUACUUUCUCCCUCUUGACGGCCCGCUGCGCGCUCUUAACAAGAUUCAGCAAGGCCUGUCCGUCCCACGAGGCGAAGUUCAGUGCGUCUUCCAGCUCAAGCCUUUCGACGAGUGUCGGCGACUGGGCCUUAGUUCCGAGUGGGAGACUAUCGCACGCAAGGCUUUUCCGAGGGAAAACAACAUGCUCGUCGCUCACACUGUCCUACCAGAGGGACCAUCGGAUGGCAAGAUAAAGGAGGGUGACAUCUUGAUCAAGAUCAAUGGUGUACUGGUCACUCAGUUCCUCCAAUUCAACACCAUACUGGACGAAAACAUUGGGGAAAAACUCCACUUCUUGCUUCAACGAGAUGGAAAGGAUGUUGAAGAAGACAUCUUGGUCCAAGAUCUCAACGAGGUCACACCUGAUCGCUUUCUGGCCGUCAGCGGCGCAUCAUUCCAUGACCUCUCCUAUCAGGUUGCUCAGAGGUACACAAUUGCUUGUCGUGGAGUCUACGUUUGUGAAUCCGGCCCUUUCCAUCCAUCAGUUCGCAAUGACAUUCUCAUCCAGAGCAUCAGCUACAAGGAUACGCCAGAUCUCGCAACCUUUAUCGAGAUAAUGAAGGAGAUUCCCGACAGAGCGCGGGUUGUCCUUUCUUUCAAAUACUUGUGGGACUGGCACACCCUCCACACUGCUGUCGUGUCUGUUGAUCGACACUGGUUUGGGAAGAUGAGGAUGUUCAAACGAAACGACUCUACGGGGGCAUGGGAUGUUGACAUUCUGGCGGAAGCACUGCCCGCAGUCCCCCAAAAGCCUCUCACUGCAUCCUUUGCUGCUCUCACUCAUGUCCCUCAUCGAGCAGUUGCCGAUGUCGUGAGGAGCUUUGUUCACGUCAAGUAUUCUACAGCCUUGUUGCUUGACGGGCAAUCUGUACAUGAGAAGAGCGGCAUGGGACUUGUCAUUGAUGCUGACAAGGGCCUAGUCCUUGUUGCCAGGAACAUUGUGCCGACAAAGUUCUGCGAUAUCGAGCUUACCUUUGCCGACUCGGUCCUGAUCCCAGGAAAGCUUGUGUUCCUUCACCCCUCUCAUUACUAUGCUGUCAUCAAAUAUGACCCCAGUCUCGUUGAUGCGCCAGUACGAAGUGCAAAACUCAGCACAGAGCAGAUCUCGCAGGGAGCUUCUACCCUCUUUGUUGGACACAACGGGAACGGGGAGAUGGUCUACAGUUCGACAACAGUCACUAGGGUCAUGCCCCUUGAGCGUACUCCCCCCAACCCUCCCAAAUGCCGUCCAAUUAACCUGGACCGAAUCGAUGUCGACAGCAGACUCAGCGCACAAUGCACAAGCGGAGUCCUCAUGACGGAAAAUGGUGAUAUCCAGGCGAUUUGGUUGGUCUUCGAAAGGGAUGACGAUGAGGAGACCAGCUUCGGGCUGGGCUCACUCGCCCUCCUCCCGGUGAUCACAAAGCUCGUCCAAGGAACAAUCCCAAAGCUGAGAAGCCUUCCAGUCGAGCUUGAGGCUGUCACCAUGAUGGAAGCCCGCGUGAUGGGUGUUGCCGAGGAGUGGAUCCAGAAGGUUGGAAAGAAGUCAGUGCAGCAUCGACUCUUCACUGUGAAGAGAGUUUUUGGCCAAGCCCCAGACCAGUUGCUUGAAGGGGACGUUUUGCUGACACUCAAUGGCGAUCUCAUUACCCAACUUCCUGAGUUGGAGGUCAUGUAUUGGCACGAGAAGGUCGAUGCAGUCAUUGUUCGCAGUGGAAAGCAGCUCAACCUACAGCUUGACACACUGCUAGAAGAUGACUUUGAGACAUCCCACGUCGUCAACUUUUGCGGCCUUACGGUUCAGAAGCCACACCGAACCGUCGUACAAUCGAUCAAGAAACUGCCCAGCCAAGUCUACAUCACGACCUGGCUUCAUGGAUCUCCCGCCGCUCUCUACAGCGUCUACGCCACCAGAUUCAUCACCCACAUCAACAGCGUACCCACGCCGGAUCUAGAGUCGCUGGUUCCUGUCGUCGCUGCUAUUCCUGACAACACUUACUUUACUGUCAAGGCCGUUGACUUUUCUGGUGCUCCGUUUGUGGCUACCGUAAAGAAAAACGAGCGGUAUUUCCCGACUGUCGAAUGGAUAGCUGAUGCAUCACGCGAUGAGGGUUGGAGGCGUGUGACCUAUGAUGAAGGGAAGGCUGUGCAAGGCGAGAGCAUCUAUGGAAUUACCUUUUAA
This is a messenger RNA of Fusarium vanettenii 77-13-4, 2913 nucleotides long. RefSeq lists its product as uncharacterized. The coding region runs from base 1 to 2913 and encodes 970 amino acids. The transcript has 5 exons. Gene Ontology annotation, molecular function: protein binding; serine-type endopeptidase activity. NCBI's taxonomy places the organism in Eukaryota, Fungi, Ascomycota, Sordariomycetes, Hypocreales, Nectriaceae. The record is from RefSeq and is a predicted model, not a curated record. Gene Ontology annotation, biological process: proteolysis.